Molecule: messenger RNA, 637 nt
Organism: Cryphonectria parasitica EP155
Lineage: Eukaryota; Fungi; Ascomycota; Sordariomycetes; Diaporthales; Cryphonectriaceae
Exons: 1
Coding region: 320-607 (95 amino acids)
Source: RefSeq, a predicted model, not a curated record
AUGCGCUUUCUCUGCUCCACCUCGGCCACCCUUUUGUAGCAGAGCUCAACAUGGCCAAGAUCUAUGAUGUCCGUCAUCUCAUUAUGCGCCGAACUUCCCGCGCCUGUCUUCAGGCAUACCACUCACGGAUCGAUCGCAAUACCAGCAGAACCAAAAACAAAGUUCCGAGUAGCCAGGAUGGUGGCGAUGGCGGCGAAGGUGGAAGCGGUGUCAGCGACGGACCGGUAUAAUUCUCUCUCCCAACCAGGACAGCCAUACUGAUGAUACUGGGUAGCCUGGUCCGGUAUAGUGCUUGCGUCCGAAGAAGUUCGUGUCGUGAAUGGAUUUGGAAUUGAUCACACACCACCCACACAGGACACGAAGCGGAGACAGCUUACUUCUGAAAAGGGGCACAGACGUGAAAGAGCCUCAAUGUCUCGGAAACAGUUGGAAAUGGGCCUAUGAUGCAGACUAUGAGCAGCAUGGGAGUACACAGGCGGCAAGUUCUGCAAAUGCUGACAUUCAUUUCUGCCUUGUUUUCUUUUCUUUUUUUCCCUCUCGCACGAUGACGAGGACGAACUCAGCGUGCUGUCCUUCCCACGAGAAAUGGAUGGGGAGGAUUCCAUAAGUCCAUCUUAUCAAGUGUUUGGAUUUCCGC